Molecule: messenger RNA, 3181 nt
Organism: Labrus mixtus (cuckoo wrasse)
Lineage: Eukaryota; Metazoa; Chordata; Actinopteri; Labriformes; Labridae
Gene: mmp16b
Product: matrix metallopeptidase 16b (membrane-inserted)
Exons: 11
Coding region: 457-2331 (624 amino acids)
Biological process (GO): proteolysis; skeletal system development; extracellular matrix organization
Cellular component (GO): extracellular matrix
Molecular function (GO): zinc ion binding; metalloendopeptidase activity
Source: RefSeq, a predicted model, not a curated record
UUAAAUUGCACAGAUCUUCGGCCUUUGCCAUGUGAAACGUGCAGGCAGUUCUGAGGCACGGUGUUUCAUCUCUCAUGCACUCUGUAGGGCAGCGCUUGUGAUGCUGCCAAGAAGCGCUGCGCCGUGUGAGAAAUCAAAGCGCAGGCGUGGAGUCGGGAGGGAGCCUAUCUUGCGCAGACUGGGUACUGUACAUGGCCAUUGAUGCUGCUGGAUAGAUGUAGCCCCCUGAUGUAAAUAAGAAUGGCGAGGGCAGCGGGUCUAACAUGCCGCGUUUUCUCUGCUUGACAUCGGAGCAUUUUAUGUCGCCUUCGGGAUUUUACAAAGCGCGUGGCCCUAUUUUUCCUCGUUUCCAUCUGAAUCCUGCCUUGACAGCUCGCCUGAUGAUUUUCAUUUGACACAAGAGCCAAAGCAGACGGGCGGCUUCUUCUAAUAAACACUCGGGAAAAACAGGUCAUUAUGACCUUAGAAUCCUCCAGGACAAGAACACCAUCGGAUUGCUUUCACGCGGCAGCUGUCUGCUUGCAUCUUUUGCUUUGGAUUUCGUGUGCCGUGUCCGGUGAGGAGGAUCAUCAUCAGUUCAGCGUUGAGGCAUGGCUACAGAGGUAUGGCUACCUUCCCCACACAGAACCGGGAAUGUCCGUCCUGCGCUCUGCCCACACCAUGCACUCAGCCAUUGCUGCCAUGCAGCGGGUCUAUGGCCUCAAUGUCACAGGGACACUGGAUGAGAGAACCAAGGAUGAUAUCACGCUGAGUUGGAUGCAGAAGCCUCGUUGUGGAGUUCCUGACAAAAUUAAAAGUGCUUCGAGGUCGCGGAAGCGGAGAUACGCGCUGACAGGACAGAAAUGGCAGCGUACACACAUCACCUACAGCAUCAAAAAUGUCACGCCAAAGGUGGGUGCUCGAGAGACCCAUGAUGCCAUCCGGCGGGCAUUUGACGUGUGGCAGGGUGUGACUCCCCUCCGCUUUGAGGCCGUUCCAUACAGCGCCCUGGAGACUGGCAGGCGCGACGUGGACAUCACCAUCAUCUUCGCUUCAGGUUUUCACGGCGACAGCUCGCCAUUCGAUGGGGAGGGCGGGUUCCUCGCCCACGCCUAUUUUCCCGGCCCAGGCAUCGGAGGGGACACGCACUUUGACUCAGACGAGCCCUGGACCCUCGGGAACCCCAACCAUGAUGGGAACGACCUGUUCUUGGUUGCUGUGCACGAGCUUGGCCACGCCCUCGGUCUGGAACAUUCGAACGACCCGACUGCUAUCAUGGCUCCUUUCUACCAAUACAUGGACACAGAGAACUUCAAACUACCUCACGAUGACCUACAGGGCAUCCAGAAAAUCUACGGUAACGGUCCACCAGAUAGAGCACCACAGCCUACCAGGCCCCCGCCCACAGUCCCUCCACCUCGCUUCCACCCUCCCUCAGACCCUCGUAAACAUGACCGCCACGCCAGACCCCAUCGCCCUCCUCAGGGGGCCAAGCCCUCCAACCCCAACUCCAAACCCAACAUCUGCGACGGAGGCUUCAACACCCUGGCCAUCCUCCGACAGGAGCUUUUUGUGUUCAAGGACCAGUGGUUUUGGAGGGUGCGGGACAACUCAGUAGUUCCAGGCUACCCCAUGCAGAUCAACUACUUCUGGAAAGGCUUGCCUCCCAAAAUCGAUGCCGUGUAUGAAAACAGUGAAGGGAAGUUCGUCUUUUUUAAAGGAAACCGUUUCUGGGUCUUCAAGGACACAACUCUCCAGCCUUCGUACCCUCAGGACAUCUCGCUCUUCGGGAGCGGCAUGCCCACUCAGAGUAUCGAGACAGCUGUCUGGUGGGAGGAUGUCGCCAAAACCUACUUCUUCAAAGGAGACAGAUACUGGAGGUACAAUGAAGACAUGAGGACCAUGGAUCCAGGUUAUCCCAAACCAAUCACCAUCUGGAAGGGCAUCCCUGACUCUCCACAGGGGGCUUUUGUGGAUAAAGCUAACGCAGGUUUUACGUACUUCUACAAGGGAAAGGAGUACUGGAAGUUCAACAACCAGCUGCUUCGUGUGGAGCCCGGCUACCCGAGGUCCAUCCUGAGGGACUUCAUGGGCUGCGACGGUCUGCCUGCCGACCCCGACUGGGACUGGAGCCCCCCGGUUGCGGAAGAACGCCACUACGACAACGGUGACGUGGACGUCGUCAUCAAACUGGACAGCACGGGGGGCACAGAGAAAGCAGUGGCCAUCGCCAUCCCCUGCGUCCUGGCGCUGUGCAUGAUGGUCCUCCUCUACACCGUUUUCCAGUUCAGGAGGAAGAGCACACAGCGCCACAUACUGUAUUGCAAGCGCUCCAUGCAGGAGUGGGUGUGAGGGGACUGUUACUGCUCUGUAUAGAGAGGGGUGUGAAGCUCUGAUAAAGGUCUAGUUAUUACUUGAAGCCCUGAGUCCAGUAAUUGGAAGCACUGUAAAGGGUGCAUAAGGAUUGCCAUGUUGGCAGAUUUUAAAACUGCUUGAAUUCAUAACGUGCAAGCUGCAAGGGAGCGAAACGAUCAGCAGAACUCAAAUGAAGACACAGUGAGGGAGCCACAUCCCCUAUGUCCAACUAAUAUGUAUGUAUCUGCUUCGACUUUUUUCUGUAUCUUGGAAUGAACUCAAUUAAGUGAGACAGAGUUAAGCUACUGUAAGUGGGACCUUUGUCUGUCCUCGUCUCUGCACGCCGCUUAAAAAGCCCCCUAGCACUAACUUCAGCGGACAAAUUAGAUAUAGGCUUCUACUUUACUUUCAUUUCUUAAUUAAAUCGCUCUGAGCUGUGCUUUUUUUUAAAUUAAGGGUCCCUAUAAAAGAUUAUUCAUUGUGUGGAGGACUGAUACACAAACCAAAUAUGACCUUUUUUCUUCCAAAGAGGAUUACCGCUCGAUGUUGUUUUGGAUGGGAUCACUUUCCUCCAUGGAUCGAAACAUUGUGGCAUCAUAACUCCAAUUUUUUUUUUCUUUUUUGCCAUCGGUAUUCACAUCCACCCCGUCUGCUCUGUAAUCUGUGGGGAUAUGAAGCAGCCGUUAGUAAAAGCUAGAAAACUCAAGACUGUUGUGGCGGUCUAUCUCCAAAACAGGGGCCAACAACCUCUCUGCAAUAUUUAUGAGACUGCCUUAAUCACGGAUUGCUUAAACUCCCUUCUCUUUCUCUCUGUUUCUCUGGUCUGGAGCCUAGAACACUGGGGUGG